Molecule: messenger RNA, 1120 nt
Organism: Haemorhous mexicanus (house finch)
Lineage: Eukaryota; Metazoa; Chordata; Aves; Passeriformes; Fringillidae
Product: erythroblast NAD(P)(+)--arginine ADP-ribosyltransferase-like
Exons: 3
Coding region: 132-878 (248 amino acids)
Molecular function (GO): NAD+ poly-ADP-ribosyltransferase activity; NAD+-protein-arginine ADP-ribosyltransferase activity
Source: RefSeq, a predicted model, not a curated record
CAGGACCAGGAGAGAUCUGCUGUGAGUCCGAGCUGAGAAAGAAUUCUGGGUUUCUGAUACCUCCAGUUCCAUCAGGGAGUUCACUCUGGCUGAUUUCGUGUCCACACUGGUCCCUGUGGCCUCUCCCUGCCAUGGCUCUCCUGGCCCAGACCCUGGCACUGCUGGCAAUGGCCAUGGCCACCGUGGCUGUCGAUGUGAUCCCCCUGGACAUGGCCCAGGACUCCUUCGAUGACCAGUACCGGGGCUGUGGCCCUGCCAUGAAGGCGGCAUUGCCGGCCCUCAACCGCUCCGAGUUCGAGCAGAACGAGAAGUUUGCUGAUGUUUGGGUAAAGGCUGCAGAUGAGUGGCAGAGUUGGGGCCCCCCUGUGUCCCCUCUGUCCCCAGACCAGGCCACCGCCAUCAUGGCCUUCACAAUGACUGAUCCCAGUCUAUUCAAUGAUGCCGUGCACGUGGUUGGGCGCUCCCGCCAGGAAUACCGGGACAACUUCCACUUCAAAACGCUGCAUUUCCUGCUGACCGAUGCCCUGGCGACGCUGAGGGAUGCUCAGAAUAGGCAGUGUCAGGACGCCUUCCUGAAGGUGUGUGACACCCGGUUUGAGGCACAGCGUGGUGACACCGUCCGGUUUGGUCUAUUCAUGCCGGUGUUCCCGAGGAAACCAAGUGGCGAGUGCUCCGGUGACACAAUGCUCGAGCUGCACACGUGCCAGGGUGUGGAAAUCCAGUUUUUCACUGAACAUCCAGAAGAGAGAGUGGUGCUGAUCCCACCCUUCGAGACCUUCAAGGUCACCCAAUACACCCGGGAAGGAGACAAGACACAGAUCCAGCUCCGCUCCACUGGGACCUUCAGCAAAUACAACUGCGAGUGGCUGCGAGGUUAGAGUGUUCCCAGGGCUCCUUUCCACCUCAGAAGACUCCUCCAGGCCACCACAGCCUUGGCAGUGGCCACCAGGAUCCUCUGAGCCACAAGGCCAUCAAGGUCACCAAGGUCACUGUGGCAGCUGUGGCCACCAUGAUCACCAAGACACUCUCAGCCACAAGGCUAUCACAGCCACCCUGGCCAGUGUGGCCACCACGGCCACUCUGCAAAGCAAUUCUAAUAAAUAAUUCUAUCAAACCAAUU